Messenger RNA from Cylindrotheca closterium, 1266 nucleotides. Lineage: Eukaryota; Bacillariophyta; Bacillariophyceae; Bacillariales; Bacillariaceae. The record is from the annotation of a GenBank genome assembly.
AUGGGAAGAUGCAACAAGACCCGAGGUCCAUGCUUGCUCCUAAUGGCUGCCGUAGUGAUAUCAUUGUUGAUGGCAUCAUCUGCGGCAUGGUCCAAACAAGCAAUCGAAGCGAUAUCUUCAAGCCUUUUGGUCAAAGAUUACUCGACUUCACUUUCGGAUAUCAGGGAGAGCUCCGAUGCGUGUCAAGACGCCUGUCUUUGGAAAUCAGGCAUCAAUGGAUCGUGGGUACAAGACUUCGAUUUUGCCCGAGAUUAUGGGCAGUAUGAGGAACCAUGGGUCAUCGAAGAAGGGCCCUUUCAGAGAUGUACUGCUGGCGCAUUCCAACCUUCGGAGGAUGCUCCAUUUCCUUGGAGGACCAGCUGGAGAUGGGUCGAUCAUGAGUCAGAUUGCCAAGUUGACAUUUUGACUUUGGACAAGUUUUGCAAGGUUUUGCAGAGAUUAAAUGUCAAACGAAUACUCUUCUUUGGUGACUCACUCACUGAUGCAAUGUACAACAGUUUCGCAAAUAAAAUUGGUCAUGCCAAUUUUCGACUUAACCCAGACGACCAACGGAAUGGUUCCAUGAUUUGUCCAGGUGGAGGAGUCGACGGUGCUGAUCCUGGUCGUGAUAGGAGAAUUCCAGUGUUUGGCAAGAAGUUGCCUAUCGUCCCACGAAAUACAACCCGAAAGAUGAUCGCUUUUGAUCAUGAGGUUCGUCACUUUUUUGACAGCUCAGCUCCAGAUCGGGUCUUGGCAAUCUUCAAUAUAGGAGCACACUAUCACGGCGUGAAUGACUAUCGAAAAGAUCUGGAUGCUAUGCUAAAUCUCUUGUCGAAUAUGAACCGAUCCCAGGAUCUGUACAUCUUUCGUGCUACUAGUCCCGGUCAUGAAGGAUGCUUACCAUUGACUCGCGAAUUCGAUUGGAAGGUUGGGGCUCGGAUUGUACCUCUUGCCAAGUUUGAAGACUACAAAGUUACGGUCGGGCACCGGCAUCAUUGGGACAAGUUUGAAGGUUACAAUCAUUACACGAAACAAAUUUUGCUCGAGCAUAACCGAAAGCGUUUGGAUCCAAUCUAUCACUAUUUGGACAUUUUCAAUAUGACGGCGCUCCGGAAUGAUGCUCAUCCUGCUCCGCGAGAUUGUCUGCAUUUUCAGGCUCCUGGUCCUAUCGACUGGUGGAAUCAUUUACUAUUUACCUAUUUAUCACGAUUAUCAGAAGAUGGCCAGCAGCAAGGAAAAGGAUCUAUGAAGGAGAUUACAACCAAUUGUCGACGGUCCUACUUCUGA